AUGACAGAAAAAGAUUAUUUUAUUUUACCAAUGGCAUCAAAUAAUAAUAUGACGAAUAUGUUCCGUCCGUCGUUUCGUAAUUUUUUUAUAUUUUUUAUAAUUUAUAUAAUAGGAUUUUCAUUUUUAGUAGUGUAUUUAGAACAAAGUAAAUGGGAUAGCACCGAAAGAACAUUGAAUAAUUUAGCUAAAACAGUGAAAGAACAAAAUGAACUAAUAGAACAAAUAUAUCAAUUUAAUGAUAAAUUGGUAAAUGAUGUUAAUAGUAAAAAAAAGACAGUUAACAAGAAUUUACCAACAAUAUUCGCCAUUACACCUACAUUUGCUAGACCGGUGCAAAAAGCUGAACUCACAAGACUUGCACAAGCAUUUCUUCAAGUGCCUAAUUUUCACUGGAUUGUGGUUGAAGAUUCAGCAACGAGGACCAAUUUGGUGACUAAUUUCCUCUGGGAAAGCGGAUUGAAUUAUCAGCAUUUGAAUGUAAUCACACCUUCCAAUUAUAAAUUGGGAAUAAAUGAUCCUCAUUGGAAAAAACCGCGUGGUGUUGCACAAAGAAAUGCUGCUCUGAAUUGGUUGAGAAAUAAUUACAAUACUAGUACAAAUGGUGUUGUUUACUUUGCGGAUGACGAUAAUACCUACUCUAUAAAAUUGUUUAAAGAGAUGGAGAAGAUAAAAGUGGUUGGAGUUUGGCCUGUAGGUUUAGUCGGCGGAUUAAUGGUUGAACGGCCGAUUUGUGAUAAUACAACAAACAAAGUUAUUGGGUUCAAUUCAGUUUGGAAACCUGAACGGUCGUUUCCAUUAGACAUGGCUGGAUUUGCGAUAAAUCUCAAGAUAUUACUGGAAAAAAAAGAUACAGCAUUUUCUUUUCGAGCCAAGCCUGGUUAUCAAGAAUCAGAAUUUCUUGAGCAGCUGGUCACACGGGAUCAACUGGAACCAUUGGCUGAUUGCUGUACAAAAGUUUAUGUUUGGCACACAAGAACUGAAUCUCCACCACUACGCGAUGAACAACGUUUAAUUAAAAUGGGCAAAAAAUCUAAUGACAAUAUUGAAAUAUAA
Cotesia congregata is the source of this 1053-nucleotide messenger RNA. NCBI's taxonomy places the organism in Eukaryota, Metazoa, Arthropoda, Insecta, Hymenoptera, Braconidae. The record is from the annotation of a GenBank genome assembly.